This is a messenger RNA of Trichoplax adhaerens, 2658 nucleotides long. RefSeq lists its product as uncharacterized. The transcript is spliced from 6 exons. Gene Ontology annotation, cellular component: cytoplasm; CD95 death-inducing signaling complex. NCBI's taxonomy places the organism in Eukaryota, Metazoa, Placozoa, Uniplacotomia, Trichoplacea, Trichoplacidae. The coding region runs from base 1 to 2658 and encodes 885 amino acids. Gene Ontology annotation, molecular function: death receptor binding; caspase binding. Gene Ontology annotation, biological process: positive regulation of extrinsic apoptotic signaling pathway; TRAIL-activated apoptotic signaling pathway. The record is from RefSeq and is a predicted model, not a curated record.
AUGGCUUUUCUCAAGAAAUGGCAUACGAAAUACGGCUUAUCCGCUACCAUUGACCGACUGAAUGAUGCUUUAUUGCGCAUUGGUAAAAGUGGUAUGGUCGAUGAAAUAAACAGAGAUCAAGCGUUUCUACGCCUAAAUGAACUGGAAAAGCAAGAAAGGAAUGCGAUGUCCAAGAUCAUAGAAGAGAAAGAAUAUAAGGAAGCGUAUGCAAAAGCUAGAAAAGAGGGAUCUUGUCGUAAUGAUUUCAUUAGAUUCCUGAUAACAGGUCCUCAAAAUGUCGGAAAAUCAUGUCUUAUCCAAGCCUUCACACGGCAAGGAUUGAUUGGUAAAAUUGGACCGACAACGGCGGCAGUAGUAACGAAAGAACUUAUCAAAUUACUUACAUAUAACGUCGAUAAUAAAUCGGUCGAUGAGUUUAUAUCUGUCCUAGCGAGAAAAGUAGUUACAGCAAUAGAAACUAUUAAAUACCAAAUGAAAUUAGAGAAAUCGCUUUCAGAUUUUUCCUCCUAUGAUACUCGACAAGCAAUACAGUUAUCUCAAGUUCUAUCAGAUUAUUAUAAGUCUGUACUGGAAGAUGAGGAGUCGACCUUUUCUGAGUCUGUAUCGGCAGAUGAAGAGUCGACCUUUUCUGAGUCUGUACUGGAAGAUGAGGAGUCGACCUUUUCUGAGUCUGUAUCGGCAGAUGAAGAGUCGACCUUUUCUGAGUCUGUACUGGAAGAUGAGGAGUCGACCUUUUCUGAGUCUGUAUCGGCAGAUGAAGAGACCAUCCCUCUAGAAUUUCUCGAGAAUUACUUUCGAGGUCACUAUGAGUCCAACCAAAAUAUCGGAAUAGAUGACUGCCAUUAUGGUAAACUAUGGGAUUUUGCUGGCCAUUCUAUCUAUCACAUAACACAUCAGCCAUUUAUAUCUUGCAAUUGUAUCUACAUGUUAGUCCUCGAUAUGUCUCAAGAUAUAGAUAAAUAUGUCGUUGAUCGAGACGGCAAUGAUACCGAAAUGACAUAUUUGGAGGCUAUACAAGAAUGGCUCGCCUCAAUUAUUGGUAGUAGCACAAGCAAUGCUCGUACUGUAACGGAAAUUAAUGGUACUCUAGAAAAUAUCGCGUGGCCUAUAGUUAUUUUAGUCGGAACGCAUGCUGAUAAAAUAGGUGAUAACAAUGCCUGUCAGCAAAGAUUUUCGAAAUUUAGUAGAUGUAUUCAUAAUAAGCUUCCUUCUUAUUCUGAUCAUAUAUAUGGUUCUAAAAUAAUAUUUAACUGUAAUGACGAAGAUAAUGGCGAAGAAGUGCGAUUGCAACGUCAAAAAAAUUGUGGGCAAUUGCAUAAUAUCAUGAGAGAUUUUGUUAAUCAUCAACCUUCUAUCGAUCACUUCUCUCAAAUUCCAUUCAAAUGGUAUAUUAUGGCAGCUAUACUGCAUACUUCUUUGGAUCGAUUUAACGAACAAGCGGCAAAAUUUUCUACAAAGUUGAAUCAAAAAAUUAGUAGAAUUAUGGCAGCUGAAGAAAUCGAACAAUUAGCGAAAGAGUAUCAAUUAUGCGAUGGAAGUGAAGAUAUUCACCAAAUGCUACUCUAUCUGCAUGAUCUAGGAGAAAUUGUUUAUUGCCAAAAAGAAUCUGCUAAAGGAAAAGUUAUUACACAAGUUGAAUGGCUAUUAAACAUAUUCCGUACAAUUAUUCAGUUAGAUGAACCUGUUUGUAAAGGAUUAAGAAUAAACGCAGAAUAUGAAGCUGCUCGAGAUUCAGGAAUUAUGUCAUCACGCUAUAUUAAUGACCAAUUUGACAAGCUCGAAGUAGAAGAAAAGGACAGAAAAUUUCUGUUGGAUUUAAUGGAAUCGUACGACAUUAUUUGCAAGAUCAGUAAUGAAAAUGACAAUUGUCCUGAUCAGUAUUUCGUGCCCUAUUUAUUUCGUUCAAAUAGCCAGGAAUUUGAUGACAAAGGAUAUAAAACAUCGGGAUGGCUGUACAUAGGAUUUAAGCCACCACAAAUGCCUUAUAUUCCAGAUGGCAUAUUAUUUUGUUUACUUGUAUCUUGUUAUAAAGAAUGGCAAAGUUCAGAGAUUGAGCCACGUUACAAGUGUGCAAAAUAUCGUCUGAAAGAAUAUUGUUGUGAUAUUAUUGUUAAAAAAGAAAGUUCCUGGAUUGGUAUCAAGUAUCGCUAUCGAAUGAUGUCAAAUAAACCUAGCCUACAACGACAGAUAGAAGAUAAAAUGUUACUUACUCGACGCAAAUCUGUAGAUAUUACACCUGUGGUGCAAGAAUCAAUAAGCAGUCAACAAGGAGGAACAACAACUCAAAACGGUAUCAAACCAGUUAUGCAAGAAUCUACGACUAGUCAACAAGGAGAAACGGCAACUCAAAACACAAUGGAUCCAAUACAGGAUGAUUCUAAUAGACGUAGCAUCUUUAUAGAUAUCGCCGAUAAAAUAGAAUCAACUAAGUUGGCCGAAUUUGGUAGAAAAUUGCAUUUAUCGUCGAAUAGCAUUAACGAAAUAGUUGAUUCAAAUAAUAGCAGAUUUUGGAAGGUUGAUCGUCUGCUGGAGGCAUGGUAUUCUGAAUUCAGCUCAACAACAAAGCUUGAUACAUUAUUGAAAGUUUUAUGUGAAUGCAGAGAGGGAAAAAUGGCCGAAAAAUUGAAAGAGGAAUACUGCAUACAAAGAAAAGAGUGA